This is a messenger RNA of Rana temporaria (common frog), 1609 nucleotides long. RefSeq lists its product as uncharacterized. Lineage: Eukaryota; Metazoa; Chordata; Amphibia; Anura; Ranidae. Bases 94 to 1281 code for a protein of 395 amino acids. The record is from RefSeq and is a predicted model, not a curated record. The transcript is spliced from 3 exons.
GCGGGGGGCGGGGGGGCGGGAAGCGCGCAGCGCGGGGGAGCCUCUCGGGUGCCCAGGCCUACCUCCCCUGUGUUGGUGCAGGCCCAGAUUCACAUGGCUGUCCCCGGUGGCGAUGUUCCGGUCGGGGGGGCGGCCCGGCGUGGGAAGGACCCUCAGACAGGCGCCGGCCUAGCUCGGUCCACAGGCGGCGGCCUCGCACGCGGUGGGGAUGCGUUCAGGGAUGCAGAUGGAGCGACACCAGGCCAGUCACGUCAGUCGGGAGGUCCCGCCUCCAGGCACCGUUCGGAGUCUGGGAGGGUUGACCGGAGGGGCAGUGGUGCUCAGGCUGCAGCCGCAGUGCUGAGGGAUGAUCUGAUUGAAGAGUUCAGCAGCGAUGGAUACGAGAGCCCUCGGGGGGUGGUGGCUCCCAUACCUGUCACAACGCCAGCUGUGUCCAGAGGUCGGGGAAGGAGUGAGGAGGUUCGUCAACGACCACACGGGCAGGCGGCGACCGGUUCCAGCAGCAGUGAAGAGGGGGAGCUGCCGGAGGACCCCGCGGAGGAUGGACGUUAUGGGAACCUGUCGGCUGGAGGACCUUCACGGCCGCGCCGAACCGAUCCCCAAGGUUGUCUGAUUUGGAUCCUAGGACAUUCAUUUGUGUUUUGGGGGGCAAGAAGGGCGGAUGUCAAGCCUGGGGGGAGACAGCUGGGGGUGCCCAGGGAGGAAGGAAGGGUACGAUGGAUAGGGAUUAGGGGUCUCAUGUGGCAGAAGGUGUUACCCGAAGUUCACAGGGGGGCUAGCUUAGACAGGGCCCCGGACAUUUUGGUGAUACAUGCGGGGGGGAAUGAUUUGAGCGUCCGGCCGAUGCGCCAGGUGAUCAAAGACAUACAAUGGGAUAUACGCCGACUGCGGGCCUCUUUCCCUGACCUGAUCAUUGUUUGGUCAGAUAUUGUGGCUCGCAUGGCCUGGAGGGAGGCCAGGUCAUUGGAGCGUUUGGAUAAGGCCCGGAUAAAGGUGAACAGAGAAGUGGGCAGGUUUGUGGUGCAGCAAGGUGGGAUAGCGGUUCGCCAUUCAGAUUUAGAAGUUGAGACUUGGAGGUACCUGAGGGGGACGGGGUUCAUCUCAACCCGAUCGGGAUCGAUCUUUGGGCUCUGGGAUUGGAGGAGGGCGUUAGGAGGGCUUUCCUGGUGUGGCGGCGGGCCCAAGUGUGAGGUGGUCCCACUUGUGCCGCGGUGGCGGUGGGUUCCCCUGCCGUUUGGUAGAAAUAGACGGUGGUUAGGUAAAAACGGUGGGGGGGCAUAGUUACAGGGAUGGUGUCUGCCUUGGUGGUCUGGUGUCAGUCUGGACCACCAGGGGAGAAGUGGGUGGGUCUGUGGUCAGCUAGGUCUUCGAGUCGGUAGUCGCGACUGGGGACAUGUCGUUAGCUAAGAGGGUACCACAGGCCCAAAAGAGUGAUCAGGGGUUGUCAGGGGGACUGACAACCAAGGUAUGGUUAAAAGGUUUAACAAUUGAGGAAUAGGUUAAAUAUUUAAAGUUGGGUGAUAUAUAUAUGUAUAUGAUGGUGUAUAUAUAUAUAUAUAUACAGUUUUUGUAUUUGUUAAUAAAGGCCUACCAGGCCAUUUUAAAUCCA